AUGGAGAAUGCAGCCGAUAAAGUUUUGAACAUAAUUUCCUGUCAUCUUAAGCUGCUCCUUCACAACCUCCGAUAUCUCACCGUCAAGCACUCAGUCUUUUCCUCUCCAUCGGCUUUUUACUGCUCCAUUGACUACGCCUUACUGGAAGUCUUGUUUUUACCCACUUGUUUUUUUCUCCAUUAUUUUUCGUUCUUCAAACUCGUUCUUUCGGUGUACUUUCUUCUUUCCUCUUCCUUCGUCCAUUUAUUCGUUCAUUCAUUCUUUCUUUUAGUGACUUUGUCAUUUGCUUGUUUCUUUAUUUUAAUCUCUAAUUACAUUCUUUUUUCUUCUUUACCUUCUUUUCCAAUCAAUUCCAUUAUCAUCAUGAAAGCUAUUUACGUUAUCACUCCCACUGACAACACCAAUCAGUGUGUUGCUCCGCUCCCUUUCCGGUUACCUUCUGCGCAUGCACUACGCUCACACGCUCAUCCGGUUCCUUCAAUUCUUGCGGUUUGUGGCCGCAGGACUCCUAUGCGGCAGUCGCUUUGUGAACAAACCAAAAUUUCGUUUGGCACGUGUUUCUUUUGUCUUCAUUUUCUCUCCUCUUAA
This is a messenger RNA of Acanthosepion pharaonis, 588 nucleotides long. The record is from the annotation of a GenBank genome assembly. NCBI's taxonomy places the organism in Eukaryota, Metazoa, Mollusca, Cephalopoda, Sepiida, Sepiidae.